This is a messenger RNA of Hymenoscyphus albidus, 1695 nucleotides long. The record is from the annotation of a GenBank genome assembly. NCBI's taxonomy places the organism in Eukaryota, Fungi, Ascomycota, Leotiomycetes, Helotiales, Helotiaceae.
AUGGAUGAGAUGACGGACUUGGAAUCCCCUAGUCCCUACAAGUCACCCCGUCGCAAGUCUCUCGGCAGAAGUGAUUUGACAGAUGCCAUGGCAUCCCCAUCCGAGUCUCGACAUCUGCCAUCGUCGUUACCUCGCUCUUCACUUGCGCCAGCCGCCCAGUUGAGUACUGCCACCCUGAAUCAAUCAUCAGCUCCUUCAGCAUCGGCUCUCCCAUCGACCACUGCCGCUCAAGACCAUACAGCUUCUCCUUCUGCACCAGCUCUCCCGUCGACAACUCCCAUGCCACAUCAAUCAUCUGCUCCUUCAAUGCCUCAAUUUGUACCCUCAACCCCUAGAGAUACUUUGCAAGAUCAGAUGCAACUUUAUCUUACCAAGUUCGAGAAUGUUCAACAAAUGGAGCGUCAGCUUAUGUCCGACCUCUCCUGCCUUCACGGAGAAUUUCUUUAUCUUGGAGAGGAGUCCCAGGAGAUUCGAACGCUUUUCUUGGAUGCUGGUUAUCUCGACCUCAGAGGCUUCCAGAAGGUUGAUAACCAACUAGCCAAGAUCAUUAAGAGAAUCACUGCACGUCAACGAAAGUGGACCAAGAAUAGUGGCUCAACCCAGAUCAAGGACUUGCAGAAUGAGAUUGAGGCGGACAAGCAGGAUCUUGAUACGCAUGUGUCUGCCCAUCUCAAGAAGAAGAGUGAGUUGAGAGCCUUGCGUCUUAAGCUAGAGGCCAUUAACCCCCAUCCGGAAUGGAAGAUUCACGAGUACAAAUCUGCCUACCGAUACCAGGUUAUUGGAAAUCAAGCUCUGCCGCCCGGCUACCAACCUCGCAGCACCGCUGUCAAGACCAAGGCACGCAAGCGAAACUCCGAUGUGGUAUCGGCAGGUUCUGGUAGUGUUGUCUCGAGCAAUAAAUGCACUCCAGAGCCACGUACAGCUCAGUUGACCACCGCCACCGCAAUUCGCCCUCGCUCUCGCGUCACUGCACAACAUCAUCCUCAAACCCAAAUUAACGACUACUCCAACUUCGCACCCGUGACCUCGAGCAAUCCGAACCGAUUGAUGCCAAUCCAGGAGGCGGUCAGCUUCGUUGUUGAAUCUGCAAACAACGACGCUGGUUCUCUUGCUCAGACCAGACCAUCCAAGAGACCUCGUGUGAGCCAAGGCACGAUGAGCAACGCAGACAUCAUCGGCAGAUACGCCAUCGACUUUCAAGUGUAUAACGACCAAGUCCAAGCCAUCCACGAUGCAAUGAAGACCCGCAAGCACUACAUCGUCGCGCACAAGGCCGAAAUCGCCCGCCUACAAUCCGAGAUCGAUGACCAUAAUCUCUCCAUCGCAGCAUGCGAACGUGACUAUGCCAAUUUCGAGCGUAAUCUCGACGAGAAUGUGAGCUUCAUUACAAGCAGUAUGUCCGAAUUCUCUGGAUCCGUCCAGGAGAUGGCUACUCAACGUCGCAUGAUGGAAGAUGGCGCUGCCGACAACGAAACGAAUCCUGAUCAACCUGAGCUCUCUUAUGAGGCGCAGAAGAAGGAGCUGGAAGCUCUUGAAAAGGCUUGUGCCGACCGAAAGGCUCGUCUUGCUGAGAUGGAGAGUCGUGAGGCGGAGAUGGAAGCUCGUGCUGCGGAGGAGAGUGAAAACGGAAUGAUGAAGGAGGAGGCCGAGGCUGCCCAUCAGACACUGUCUAAUGGAAAGUCUUGGGCCAAAUAA